Hippocampus zosterae (dwarf seahorse) is the source of this 6226-nucleotide messenger RNA. RefSeq names its product GRB10 interacting GYF protein 1a (gene gigyf1a). Lineage: Eukaryota; Metazoa; Chordata; Actinopteri; Syngnathiformes; Syngnathidae. The record is from RefSeq and is a predicted model, not a curated record. Gene Ontology annotation, molecular function: protein binding. The transcript has 24 exons. Gene Ontology annotation, biological process: insulin-like growth factor receptor signaling pathway. The coding region runs from base 30 to 3266 and encodes 1078 amino acids.
GUACUCACAUCUGUGUGGACGUGAGGAAUAUGACUGCUGAGACUCUCAACUUCGGCCCAGAAUGGCUCCGUGCACUGUCCAGUGGGGGGAGUGUGACGUCCCCCCCUCCCUCCCCCGCCAUGCCAAAGUACAAGCUGGCCGACUACCGCUACGGCCGAGAGGAGAUGUUAGCACUUUAUAUCAAAGACAACAAGGUCCCGGAGGACAUGCAGGAUAAGGAAUUUGCUGCUAUUCUGCAAGAUGAGCCCAUGCAGCCGCUGGCACUGGUGCCUCUCACUGAGGAGGAGCAGAGGAACUUCUCCAUGUCUGUGAAUAGUGUGGCUGUUCUGCGGCUCAUGGGAAAGGGGGCGAGCGGAGCUGCCCCGGCCGGAGCGGUGCGAGGACGGGGCGCCGCAAGAGGCAGCAGAGGCCGGGCACGCGGCGAAGGUGGAUUCUACCAAAGAAGUAUUGAAGAUGCCGAGGUUGGUUUUGGUCGGAGCUCCAGAGAGAUGCACCGUAGCCAGAGCUGGGAUGACCGAGGUGAGCGUCGAUUUGAGAAGCCGCUUCGACGGGAGGUGGGCCGCCCUGGCUUUGAGGAGUCUGCAGGUCCCGGGGGUUCCGGGAGGAAGGAGUACACAAGGGCUGACAGCGAUAACUGGCGCACCCUCCGGGAGGAGCAGGAGGGGGAGGAGGGCGAGCCGGCAAGCAGUUGGAGAGUUGCUGGACCCCGCAGGGACGAUGGCGGUCCCCGCUCAGCAGGCUGGCGGGAUCACGGCGGUCCAGGUGACAGUCGCCGCCGCAAAUUCGAUUUUGACUUCGGGGGUCCCGAGAACCUGGGCGGUAGUCGCCGGCGCGCCGGCAGCGACGGGCCGGAGGACGACAGGGACGGCCUGCCUGAGUGGUGUAUGGAUGAGGAGGACGGAGGAAUGGGAACGUUUGACUCCUCUGGCGCGUUCAUGCCCAUGAAGAAGGGUGGCAAGGAGACAAUCCUGGAGGAAGAGUUGGAGUUCAAGGGCACUGAGGAGGAAGAGGAAGAGGAGAGUCCUCCCGACACGGAGAGAAACGGCGGUGAUGGAGACAAAGAUAAAGAGAGUAAGGAAUCCCCAUCAGCUGCAGUCGACGGGGAGGCAAAGCCAGCGGCGCCUUCCUCCUCCCCCCCUGCCCAUUGUGCCCCUCCAUCCCUGGAGCCCCAGCCCAGCAACAGCGGCCCAACAGCGGACACGGCUCAGCUGAGCAGCAGCCACCCUUUAAAGGAGAGUAGCCCACCAAGUGAAGGAUCCAAAAGCCAGGUGAGCCCAAAUACUGCCACCCCCUCAGUGCUGCCUCCACCACCGCCAUCUUCUGCUGCUCCACUCCUCCCUACGUCCGGGGUAGGAGACACUGAGGACGACGAGGGCAUGAAACACCUGCAACAGGAGGCGGAAAAGAUGGUGGCAUCGUUGCAGGAUACAUCUUUAGAAGAGGAGUGUUUCACGCAAGCUCUACAGCAGCAGCAGCAGCAGGAGAGCAGGAACACCGCAGCCGCUCUGCCUCUGUCGCACGAGGCCGCCAUGAAGUGGUUCUACAAGGACCCGCAGGGAGAGAUUCAGGGGCCGUUCACCACCGUGGAGAUGUGCGAGUGGUUCCAAGCAGGCUACUUCACCAUGACCCUUUUGGUCAAGCGGGGCUGCGACGAGGGCUUCCAACCCCUGGGCGACGUCAUCAAGAUGUGGGGCCGCGUGCCCUUCGCCCCGGGGCCCUCCCCGCCGCCCCUGCUGGUGAGACAGCCACCACCGACGCAGCGCCCGCAGCCCAGCAGGGGGCCCGCCGGGACUGUGAGUCAGAGCUCAGCCAACAUAGACGAUGGGAAGGGGUGGAUGCACAAGGGAGGGAAGAUGGAUAGACAGGCCACGGGAAACCUGGACCAGGAGCGUCUGAAAAAACAGCAGGAGCUGGCGGCGGCAGCUCUUUAUCAGCAGCUCCAACAGCAGCAGUUAUUCCAGCUCAUUAACAGGUGCAGUGAGCAGGGUAUGAUGCCUUCGAUGAAUAGGUCAAUGUCAGUGCCAGAUACAGGGUCCAUGUGGGACAUGUAUACCUCAGCUUCACAGCCGUCAGGUGGUGAAGCCAGUCUUUGGGACAUAAUGAAUCGUUCUACUCAGGGUCCAACUCUGGAACAGCUUCAAAAGCUCCAGCAGGAGAGGCGAGACGCUGAACUCAGGGCGAAGCGGGAGGAAGAGGAGCAGCAACGCAAGAGGAGGGAGGAGAAGAGGAGGCAACAGGAGGAGCAAAAGAGAAGGGAGGAUGAAGAGCUCUUCAGGCGCAAGCAGGAGCUGAUUCUGAAGUUGCUGCAGCAGGCCCCACAGCAGCAGGGGCCAGUGGGAGGCAGCGUCAGCUGGAGCGGGGCAUCUUCCUCUGGGCUCUCGAAAACGGGGAAGCCCCUCUCUUUGCUGGAGAUGCAGCAGGAGACGGAAAGACUCCUGAAGCAGCAGCAGCAUCAGCAGCAGAGAGUCCAGCAGCAGAGGGAGCGGCACUCGGGCAUGUCAAUGGGCAGUUCCUCUAUUGGAGGCCAGUGGGGGGACGGCGUUGGCAUCUGGGGUGGGCCUGGAGGCAUGGAGGGCAAAAGUGGCAGCAUCGGCAUGUGGGAAGAGGCUGUGAAGAACCAGGCCAGCCUGCGCGGUAACAGCAACAGUAGCUUGGGCUUAAAGAACAGUCGCAGCAGCCCUUCACUCAGUGAGCAGUACAUGAUGCGUCGUAAGCGCACAGAUGAUGAGGAGAAUCUGCUGAAGCUGUUGCAGGGCAUGAAGCCUCAGGACGGCUUCACCACCUGGUGUGAGCAGAUGCUGCACACCCUCAACACGUCUGCCAGCAACUCCUCUUCUCUGGAUGUUGCUACGAUUGUGGCCUACCUGAAGGGGGUGGAGUCUCCCUUGGCAGUGUUGGACUUCAUCCAGUCCUACCUGGGGGACACAGUGGAAGCCAAAGAGUUCACCAAACAGUUUCUGGAGCGACGUGCCAAACAGAAGGGCAACCAACAGAGACAGCAGCAGCAGCUGUCAAAGGAAGUGGCUGGCCUGAACAUGAACUUCCCUCUGCAGGACACGAUGCGAGGUAUGAACGCUAGCGCCCUGCAGUCAAUGUUCCAGGCCAAUCACAUGGGCAAGGCUGGUCUCUAUGACAACCAAGGAGGGAAGAUGAAAAAAAAACAGCCCAUGAUGCUGCACUCGGAUCCCAGCAUCUUAGGCUACUCAUUCCACAGUACGGCCGAGUGUCUGAGCCUAAAUGAGAUGGAGAUGGUGGAGGAUUACUGAUGUGACGCAGCGCAGCAGCAAUAGCUACCUGAGGCCUUUUUUGUCUUUUAAUCAGACAAACCUGAUGACGAAUGUGCACUGCUAGGGGAACCCGGGGGGGGUGGGGAGGUGCUGGGGGAAGGGAGCAGGACUAAGAGGAGGUACGAGGCGGUUUGGGGGGGAGGGGCGAGGCUUGUCUGCGCCACUCCUCUUGGGGUUGUGACAAAAAGGGGGCUCCUUGCUGCACCAGUUGAGCAGGGGCAACGGGGGCGGGGUGGGGGCAUGGGUUUCAAAGAAACAUGGGUAUCCUCUGGCACUCAACAUUUUAAGCACCUUAUACUGAACUAAUGCACUUUAUUGAGAUGGGAUUUGAAUAUUUCUUUUUCGUCUGUGUGUGAUUUGUGACUGCGUGUGUGUGCGUGCGCGCUCAGAAUCGGUGUGCACGCGGUAUGUGUGCAUCACAACUGGAAGUGUUAACACGGGCGGGGGUCUUGGGGGGUGGGGGGGUCGGGUGUCGAGCGUUUCAAAGUCGGGGACCUUUAAGUUGAGAGCAAAUCCUUUUUCUCGAAAGACAAACACUGUUGAUAUUUCUGUUUUGCAUUUUUUUACGUUUAUAUGAAAAAAGUAAAGCUAUUGAAAAGUGGAUUAUAAAAACUUGAAGAUUUGCACUUGCCUAAAAAAAAACAAAACAAAAAUCGGAAAAAAAAGAGUUAGUGAUAGAAGUGGAUAUUUUUGUGAAUGUGUCCGAAUGACUGAUGUGUGAUUGAUUUUUUUUUUGUCCGUAAUAUACCAGUGUGCACAAUGUCUUUUUUUUUUAUAAGUUGCUUACCAUUAGUGUGAGACGAAAGUGGCCAUUCUUGAGUUGUUUUGGUCUAAUGUUUAUUUUGUACUUUGAUGUUUGUGUGCGUGCGCAUUGAGUAAGAGAGAGGGCAAUUGCACAACACAUCCUUUCUCUUUGCAGCUCUGUCUCUCUGUCUCUCUCCGCUUUUGUGAUAAAACUGUCACGUUUGAAUGACUUGGGGAGAUCACCGGAGAAGAUGAUCGCGGGCUUGUGAGUUCAUUUGCUGUUGAAAGAAAUGAGUUGAGACGACAGGUACUCAUUUUCAAUUGUGCUUUUGUGUGUGCGUGUGCGUGCCUGGGUGUGUGAAUGCACAUUUGUGCCUAAGAACUUGGAUCGGGUGCAUGGCCAUUGAGACAUUAGCUCUUUUUCAGAGUGAGUGUGACGUGUGUCGGUGCUCAGCACAGUGUAUGUCAAGUGUGUGUGUGUGUGUUUUUAUAUAUAUAUGAAUAUAUAUAUAUAAAUAUAUCGUUGGUGUUUCUGGUUCGUUCUGGGGGUGAUCCAUUGGUGGGGUGCGAUCACGUUGCCUUUUGUUAGCUCGAACUUGUGAAUGAAAGGUUGAGGGAAAAAAAGAAAAGAAAAAUUGCAGCAUCCUAACGGUGCAUGUAAGGUUAGCAUUGUUACUUGUUCGUUGUUGCAAUUUGAUAAUGACGAGUUUUCCUUUUUUUAUGAGAAAUAUAUACAAAUAUAUACAUUAUAUACAAAGUUUAAAAAGUAUUUGGACUAAGAUAAUGAGCACUUGGGGCUGCUAUUUUUGUUGUGAUACUUUUUUUUGGUUUUGUUUCAUUCUCGCCAUGUGAAGUGUAUUUCUUUCUUAAGAAAAUAUUGAAUGUAUUCCAAAAAAUGACAAGAAACCCGUGCUGAUAUUUUUUUUUUCCUCAGAAGAUUUAAAAAAUGGAAACAAAACACAAGAAAGCUUCAUAGAGGAUUUUUUUUCUAAGUACACAGUGGAGGAGGGAAAAAAAAAGAACUGUGGAUAGAUACCGUUGAACACACUGCCUCUACAAUCCUGAUCGUACAAAUGGUGACUAAGAAUUAAAAGAAAGGACGAUUUCUAUUCCAUACUGGAGCUUUGGUUGUUUACAAAACCACACGGAUAUCAGUGGGCGCGUCCCCCAUCAACGUCUUUUUGUUUUUGUUUCCCAUGUUCAAUGGGCAGAGUUUGCAAGUGCGCUUCUGCCAUUGUGGACACUGAGUGAUGUUCUUGAGGCAAGAUGGACAACGUUGCUGCCUAACUGGAGCUUUUUGGGACUGCGAUGCGGAGUGAGGAUAUCCAAGGAUUGGCCUCUGUUGUCUUGUUUUUUUUUUUGUUUUUUGUUUUUUCUCUCCUGGUGCGUGGAACGGAGUGCAGGGAGACACCAGUCGGAAAAGGAACUGAGAGGCAAUACGAGUCCCGGGCUCAGUCCUCGCCAGCACUCACCCUGCCCUAACCAACUCACCUAUGCACUUUUGUUUGAAUUCAAGCUGUGAGGUACCAUUUUUUGGGGGGGACGGGAGCACAACGGGAGGAUGAUGGCGUCACUGAAAAGAAAUUUCCGAAAAUGAACUGAGAGACUGGAGCCUCCUGUACAUAACCAUAUUUUUCUAUCACCUUUCAGAGUAGACUACAAGACGGCUUGCGGACAGAUGAAGGAAAACUCAUGACGCGCCAUUUAUGUCAGUGACUUUUAUUUUUUAAGAAAUCCUUUUUUUUUUUUUUACCUUCGCCCCCCUGGAGUUAGAUCACUUAAGCGGGACUCUUAGCAAAUGGAUGUUGCUGUGGCUAUGAGAUUGCUUUGACACGACCACACAAGGUCCGAACCCGUGGCACUGUAGUUUGCCUGCGUGCCACUUUGCCUGCAAUCGUCAGUCAACCAGAUUAGACCCGACCCAGCGAACUCUAGCCUUUUGCAGCUUCCUGGAAAAAAAAAAAAAAGCGGGCUAACGUGAGGACAACGGAUUCAGUCUGUGAGCCAUGACACCAUCGUCACCCACCUCGGACGGGCUGCUCCGAAGUGGGUCCUAACCUACCAGCAGGCCCUGUUUGGAUGACAAGGACAAAAGGCCGGUUUGGCUUCGAGUGGAUAACGAACCGCCACGAGGCUCUGCAGCCGUGGAUUAGGCUGGACUGAAAACUUGUACAAAAAGACAAAAAAAAAAACAA